Messenger RNA from Anguilla rostrata (American eel), 4663 nucleotides. RefSeq names its product RNA-binding protein 20-like. Gene Ontology annotation, molecular function: zinc ion binding; mRNA binding. Gene Ontology annotation, biological process: regulation of RNA splicing. The coding region runs from base 338 to 3748 and encodes 1136 amino acids. Lineage: Eukaryota; Metazoa; Chordata; Actinopteri; Anguilliformes; Anguillidae. The transcript has 14 exons. Gene Ontology annotation, cellular component: nucleus. The record is from RefSeq and is a predicted model, not a curated record.
AAGUACUACUGAAUGUUCUUCCGACCCUUGAGCUGUUUCCUUUGAAGUGCGUUUCUGCCCGUUAUUCUGGGUCUCCUUUUGUUCUGAGCGUUGGAACCGGGGAGCCGGGGAAAGUGUGAGCAGCUGGUCAUCGCCGCGUUUGGUCUCCGCGCGAGAGCUUCGCCACGGCUGUGUAGGACUGCCCCGUGCUCUGGUUUCUCCUGCGCGAGGGGGACAGCCCCAUAGGAGCUUUAGUGCUGCCUGUAGCUGGGAAGCAGCUUCAGUCUGAGCAGAGUCACUUUUAGACUGUUUCUUGGGGGGAUCUCCCAUGGUGCAGGUGGAUUAAAACUUGUGUAUCAUGAACCAGACCAGGGAAACCAGUGCUUUCCGGCAUCAUAUCCAAGAUAUCCAGAAUGGGAGGAGUAAUUUAGGACUUACUGGAGCAAACGCACAAAGCGCCGGUUCCUCGGAUCACUCUGAGCGCGGUAAGCUGGGCGGGGCCGGGCCAAACCCCGCCCUCCUGACCCCCGCCAGUCUGCAGAUCGCCCAGCUGCAGGCCCAGCUCACCCUGCAAAGGCUGAAGCUGGUGCAGACGGCCGCGGGCGGGGCCGGGGGGGGCACCGCGGCGGCGGCGGCGGCUGCUAGCGUUCUGAACCAGGUGCUGGCCGGGAUGCCCGUGUCCUCGCCCCUGCUCGGCCAGCUGAGGACCUCAAACGCAGGGGGGGUCCCCCAUGGCCAGCUGGGCUCCGCCUUCCCCAACGCCCCCCCGGGCUUCCCCCCGCUCACCUCCGCGCUGGAGGCUCUGGUCGGAGGAGGUGUGGGAGGAGGUGUUGGGGGAGGUCUGGGAGGAGGUGUGGGAGGAGUCCCCGGUCAGAGCUCCCACAGUGCUGGGCUGAACCAGUACAGAGGCAGUUUUCCCCAGUCCUCUCUGGGCCUGGCAGCUGGUUCGGCGUUCCCCUCGGGCUCGGACCGCCCCGCCCCGUACGGCUACCCCGGCACGCCGUCUAGCACCGCGUCCCAAAGCGGCGAUGGCCAGAACGCGCCAUCCGGCGCCGUGGCCAGACCCGGAACCCGACCUGGAUUUCGGGGAGAUCUUUACGGAACGUGUAGGCCGGAUACUCAGCCUGGAUUCAGCGGGGAGCACAACCGGGACGCUCCCAAAUCGGGCCACCCCACAGGGCGGCAGUGGGAUGGGGCGGCUAAUUUCUCCAGCUCAGGGAGAGCAGAUGCGGCCUCCGGCUCCGGGGGUCCGUGGGCCAGUUCGGGCCCCCCCUUCCGCAGCUGCGAGCUGUACGACCCGGAGGAGCCCACGACCGACGGCAAGUACGGCAACACGGGCCGGGCCGACUUCAGCGCCGGCACCCAGGGGAUUGUGGGACACCCGCAGCCGAGCGCUGGAGAAACUUCUAGAACCCCGAUGGCCCUGCAGCCUCACCAACGCAAUGACUUCAACGGGGUGACGCCAUCACACCUACCGCAUCACUGCACCAUCUGUGACAAGAAGAUCUUUAACCUCACGGACUGGGACCACCACGUCAAUGGAAAACUCCACCUCCAGAACUGCUCCCUCUACACUGACAGUCCUUUCGGUGGGUCCGUCCACUUCCCCCCGUUCUCAGCCGGAUGUUUCUCCUCUUCGACUAAUACCUCCAUGUCCUUCUCCUCCGCCGGUCAAGACAUAUCCCUGGCACCCAACCCUAUGUAUUUGUCUACUGCACCAAUGAAAACACAGGAUUUGACAGGAAAUGGAUUUACAUCACCUCAGGCAGGGUCAAAGUUUCCGCAGAGAAAGCCCCACUUGAGCAGCCGAGUGGUGCACAUCUGCAACCUUCCCGAGGGCAGCUGCACCGAGAAUGAUGUCAUCAACCUGGGCCUUCCGUUCGGCAAAGUGACCAAUUACAUCCUAAUGCGGUCCACCCACCAGGCUUUCCUGGAAAUGGCCUUCGUGGAGGCGGCACAGGCGAUGGUCCAGUAUUACCAGCUGAAUCCGGCCACGAUUAACGAACAGAAGCUCCUCAUCCGGAUUUCCAAGAGAUACCAAGAGCUGCAGCUCAAGAAACCAGGGAAGGACGUGGAAUCCAUCAUCCAGGAUAUUAACUCCCAGAGAGAGAGAGAGGAGGUUGAAUGCUACCCGCAGGAGCGGGCCAGGUCUCGCAGCCCCAUCCCUCGCACCCUGAGCCCGCGGCCGCCCCACAGUCCCGGCUACGCCUCCUGCGGCUCCGCCCACAGCCCCCCGGGGGCGUGCCGGGGCGAGCGGCCCAACGGGGCGGGGGCCCCCUGGGACUGGUCCCCGCGCGGCCGCUGGGAGGAGGAGCGGGAGGAGGCCUGCUGGAGGAACGAGGACCCGCUGGGCGAGGGCUGGCCCCAGGACCCGAGGAAGCCCCGCCCCAAAGGGCCCGACCGGUGGGGCCCCUGGGCGCCGGAGGGGAGGACGGGCGUCCGGAGGGGGAGCAGAGAGAGGUACCCCAGGAGCAGCCCUCAGGACCGGGCCUCGCCUUACCGGAACAAAGAGGAGGACUUUUACAAAAUGGCCGACUGGUCUCCCAGACCGCAUCACCAGCACAGCGAGGGGAGAGCUAAGAGAAGAGAUGGGGAGGGGCCCCACAGGGCUCGGCUGACUGCGUCAGGGAGCCCUGAGGUUUCCGCUAGGACCCCGGAUGACAGGAAGCUGGGGUCACCCGUCAGGGGGUGGAGCAGGAAGCAGAGGCCAAAUCAGGAAAUCAGGAAUCAGGAGGAAGAAUCUGAAAGUCAGGUAGAGGCCAGUGUGGAGGAAUCCCAGUGGGGAGAGUGGGAUCUCCGCAGCAGGUAUAUAUCUUUGGCACCCAGGGUGGUGAGAGCCAAUGAUGUACUGUUUUUCCAGAGAGAAGAACGAGGGAAUGACAGCGAGAUAGAGGAGGAGAGCUGGUACCCCCAGAACAUGGAGGAGCUGGUGACCGUGGACGAAGUGGGGGAGGAGGACGACGACAUCAUCGAACCCGAUCUCCCGGAACUCCAGGAAAAGCCUGUGGUCCUGAAUGUGGCCAUGGGGGACGCCUUGGCAGUGGAUGACGGGGGCGCUGGGAGAGAGGCUGUCCAGGAUGGGGAUGUGCUGGAGGAGAGUGUGAAGCCCCCUCCGCAGGAGCGCGUUGAGGAAAUGUCCGAGGAACACCCGAAAGACCAGACACCCGUUUCACCCUUAACGCUGGAGGAGCCCUGCUCGGAUCGGAGUAGCGUUCUCAGUCAGGAUCUCGUGGCUGUCUCGGAGGAGCCACGUCCCGGCUCAGGCACAGCUGACCUCCAGCCCCCUCAGGACUGCCUCCCUAAUCACGAGGACAGCAAACCUUUGGAUACCCCCGUCAGCUGUGUAACUAAAGAGUUCGCUCAAAUCACCAAGGCAACCGAAAAGGAAGUCCAAGACCAGGAGGAACAUUUUGGAGACAUUCCACCGAGAGAUGCCUGCAAUGCACCCCAUCAGUCUUCCAGGAGCGCAGAUGCAGACCAUAUAGGCCUGCAUGAUAAGGCUGUCAGCGAGCACAGCAUCCCGCUCGGAGUGGAGUUCGUGGUGCCCAGGAGUGGAUUUUUCUGCAAGCUGUGCGGCCUCUUCUAUGCCAGCGAGGACGUGGCUAAGACUGCCCACUGCAGGAGCACGGUGCAUUACAGGAACCUGCAGAAGUACCUGGCUCUGUUAGCUACCGAGGGCUUGGACGGCACGCCCACGAGCUCUGCCGACAUGGAGGAGCCUUGCCUCGUCCCACACUCCAAGAGUCCUGCUGGCCAUGAGCCGAACUGACGACUACUGACAGACACUCUUUGAUGUCCUACUGCAUUCGCCAUUUUGUGGAAUCAUAAUAAAAAAAAACAGCAUAAUGGGCAUGUCUGCCAUGAUUAAACAUUAUUCAGGUUAUUUUUUAAAUUGGCAACUCGUUUUAAUCAUGGUCAGAUUUUCCAAAAUCAGUAUUUUUCACUUGAUGAGGCAAACUAGACAUGUUUAAUUGCUGGAGCAAGGUCAUUUCCUGAAGAGCUUAGACAGUGAUGAUUACAUCUUAAUAAGCUACAAAACUAAAUGAUUUAAACGGGUCCCCGGAAUACUCCAGACAUGAGUACAUUUGGCAAAAAGGAUUUUAGUUUAAUAUCAAGAGAAGUGGAUCUUACUAGCCCAACCAUGGACUACACUGAGUAUGUAAACAUGGUUAAAAGUAAUACAUAAGAAUAAACAGAAGUUAAUGACAGAUACCAAUAAAAUUGUGUGCAUUUAUUAUAAGAAAUGAAAGGUUGGAAGUGGUUUUUAUAAGGUAGAUUAUUUGCCCAUAUAUUUGGAUUCUUUCUUUCUUUAUUUUAUAUCACUUUUCUAUGAAAACAGCUGAAAAUUGAGACACUGUACUGUACAAUGCAAAUAGUGCCAAACAUACGAUUAAAAGAUGAACUCUCAUAACAAUACAAAAAUACAGGAGGUCAGAUAUUCAGGGAUAACGAAAGAAUAGCUUUCAUUCAGUGCUUUUACUGGACAAAUACUUGAAAUGGACCAUGUGUUAUUUAUUGUAGAGCAGAAAGACAAUUUUAUAACUGUUUAUCUGAAGAGGAAGUGAAAAAGUUCCUGUGUUUAAAUUUUGUUUGUUCUGUUCUGUGAUCUACGAAUGUACGGUUGCUUGUUGUGACUGAAUUUAAGAUAUGUGCUAGGGUAUCGCAAUAAAUCUUUUCAAAGAAA